Molecule: messenger RNA, 588 nt
Organism: Lentinula edodes (shiitake mushroom)
Lineage: Eukaryota; Fungi; Basidiomycota; Agaricomycetes; Agaricales; Omphalotaceae
Exons: 6
Coding region: 1-588 (195 amino acids)
Biological process (GO): RNA splicing
Cellular component (GO): precatalytic spliceosome
Source: RefSeq, a predicted model, not a curated record
AUGUCUUCCCGCGACCACCGUAGGCGAGAUCGAAGCUGGGAAAGGGAGGACAGAGAUAGAAACCGCGGCGACAAGUACUCGCGAGGCGGGCGCAGCGGUUAUCGAGACGAGCCUAAAAGGCGAUCAAGUAGGUCCCGGAGUCCUCGUCGGGGUGACCGUGAACGCCGAGAGCAUCGUGAUUAUCGCAGAGAAGACCGAAGAGAACGAGAUCCAAGAAGGCCAGACGACUCGCGAGAGAAGGAUCGUGAACAUGACCGGGAUAGAGAAAGAGAUAGGAGAGACGACGGAAGGGGAUCCUCAAAGCGAGAAGUUCCACCUCCCAAAGAAUCGGCUCAUUCAGAUUCUCCUUUGACUUCCAAAUCAGACUCUGAGCACUUCAACAACGGUACUGAAGCCGGUGAAACAGUGGAAGAUGACGACGAUGCAGCUAUGAUGGCCGCCAUGGGCAUGGCUGGAUUUGGUACUACCAAGGGAAAACAUGUUGAAGGCAACCAGGAAGGCACUGUGAACAUCAAGAAGACUAGAACAUGGCGUCAAUAUAUGAACAGACGAGGAGGAUUCAACAGACCGCUGGACAAAAUCAAAUAG